AUGUCGUCCAUUACGCUCGAAGCCAUUCGCAAUGCUCAACCCAUCGCCCAAAAGAUGGUUGAUUUCAUCAACAAGUCAAAAUCACCCUAUCAUGUUGUCGGAACCAUAAAGCAAAAAUUGGCUGAAUUUGGAUUUGAACAACUCUACGAAAGAGAGGCAAAUUGGUCCGAAAAGAUCAAGCCAUGUGGCAAGUAUUUCUUCACCAGAAAUCAUUCAACCAUUGUUGCAUUUAGCGUUGGUGGCAAUUUCAAGCCUGGAUCGUCUGGUUUGAAGAUUAUUGGUGCUCACACUGACUCCCCUCACUUGAUCAUGAAACCAAUUUCAUCACAAAAGAGUUCUGGCUAUUUGCAAGUUGGUGUUCAAACAUAUGGAGGUGGCUUAUGGUACACCUGGUUUGAUCGCGAUUUAACCGUUGCUGGAAGAGUUAUUGUUGCAGAUGGAAAAGAUAAAUUCAAACAACAUUUGGUAGAAAUAGAAAAGCCAAUUUUGAGAAUUCCAUCUUUGGCAAUUCAUCUUCAACGAGAAGUAAGCCAAGAUGGUUUUAAACCCAACACUGAGACGCAUUUACUACCAAUUAUUGGAACUGAAUUAGGAGAAUUGAGUGAUGAUCCUAAUGCAAAGGGAUUUAUUGCAAAUCACCAUUCUGUGUUGUUGAAAGCUCUAGCUCAAGAGUUGAAAUGUGAUGUAGCUGAUAUCAAAGACUUUGAUUUGUCAAUUGUUGACACUCAACCUGGUGUUAUUGGUGGUGUGAAUAGUGAAUUUGUGUUUGCUCCAAGAUUGGACAACUUGGCUUCUUGCUUUGUUGCAUUGGAGUCCUUGAUCAACUCUGAUUCAACCUUGGAAACUGAAAAGGAUGUAAGAAUGAUCUGUCUUUUUGAUCACGAAGAGGUUGGAAGUGCAAGUAGUUAUGGAGCUGACUCUUCAUUGAUUUCAGAUACCAUUAACAGAGUUAUUCAAUGUACACAUGCUUCCCUUGAUAAGAAUGCUCCUGUAGAUUCGUAUGGAGCAUGUGUUGCCAAGAGUUUUAUUAUCAGCUGUGAUAUGGCUCAUGCAGUUCACCCUAAUUAUUCUGAAAAGCAUCAAGCCAAGCAUAGACCUCAAAUCCAUCAAGGCCUUGUCCUCAAGACAAACGCCAAUCAGAGAUACACAACCAAUGGUUACACUUCAUUCUUAUUUGGAGAAUUGGCACGUAGAAAUAAUAUUCCUCUUCAAUCCUUUGUAGUUAGAAAUGACUCAGCGUGCGGUAGCACCAUCGGCCCAAUUGUGAGUAGUAAUACAUCCAUCCGUACCAUUGAUGUUGGAAUUCCUCAAUUGUCGAUGCACUCCAUUAGAGAACAAUGUGGCGUGGUGGAUAUUAAGAGCACUGUGGAUUUAUUCACUCACUUCUUUAAUGAAUUCUCAGAUAUUGACAGUUCUGUCCAUGUAGAUGAAUAA
Messenger RNA from Naegleria lovaniensis, 1434 nucleotides. RefSeq lists its product as uncharacterized. The transcript is spliced from 5 exons. Gene Ontology annotation, biological process: proteolysis. Gene Ontology annotation, molecular function: aminopeptidase activity; zinc ion binding. The record is from RefSeq and is a predicted model, not a curated record. Bases 1 to 1434 code for a protein of 477 amino acids. Lineage: Eukaryota; Heterolobosea; Eutetramitea; Acrasida; Naegleriidae.